AAAUAAAUAAAAAUAAAAAAAAAAAUAAGCAUUCUUUUAUAUAUUUUGAAAAAAAAAAUGGGAAAUCAGGAUUAUUACAGCAUACUUGGUGUAUCUAAAAACGCAACUGAUACUGAAAUCAAAAAAGCAUAUCACAAACAAGCUUUAAAAUUUCAUCCUGAUCGCAACAAAGAUAAAUUAGCUAAAUGUCAAUUUCAACAAAUCAGUGAAGCAUUUGAAGUGCUCAGUAAUAAAAGGAAAUAUUGUCCUUAUGAUGAAGAUAGUCGUACAACAUGUAGCUUUAAUAAUCACGAUGAUACAUCAUUAAGUCCAGAAGAAUUGUUUGCCCAUUUAUUUUCAGAUACAGCAGCAGCAUCCUAUUCAAGUAGUAGCAGUAGUAGUGAUGAGGAUGAUUUUUAUGAUCUAUUUGAUCAAGUGUGUGACCCACCUUAUCAUUAUCAACAAAAGCCUCAAUCUGUAAAGCGUUCUUUACCUAUUUCUCUAAGCGAUCUCUAUACAGGAACAACAAAACGUUUAAAAGUGACUCGUCAAUUAUUGAACAAGACAACAACAAAUAAAAUAUUAUCAGUUCAUAUUCAACCAGGUUCAAAACAAGGUACAAAACUAUAUUUCCCUGGUGAAGGUGAUGCUUUACCCUCUGGUCAAAAUCAGGAUAUCGAAUUUGAAAUUCAAGAAAAGCCUCAUGAGAUAUUUACUCGUAAGGGCGAUCAUCUUUACACAACACUUCAAAUUUCAUUGCUUGAGGCGCUUACUGGAUUUGAAAAAUCUAUACCAAAAUUAGAUGGUUCGUCUUACUUGAUUAAGAUUCAAAAUCGGAUUAUUCAAACCGGCCAAAAGGAAAUCAUUCAUGGAGAAGGUAUGCCAAAUAUGUUGACUGGUAAAAAAGGCGACAUGAUUGUUCAGUUCCAAGUUCAAUUUCCAGAGACAUUAACAGAGGAACAGUGUAGAACAUUAAAGAGCGUAUUUACAUCCUAAGAAGAAAUCACUUACUCUCUCUCCCUCUAAUGAUAGAAUACAUAUAUUUAUAGAUAAUCUAUACCCUUACCCUUACUUUUUUUUUUCUUUUAUUUGUUUAAAAUUAGCCUCUUCUUCUUUAUAAAUAAAAGAGAAUGUACAUAACAAUAAUGUAGUAGUAC
Messenger RNA from Cokeromyces recurvatus, 1136 nucleotides. RefSeq lists its product as uncharacterized. Gene Ontology annotation, molecular function: protein-folding chaperone binding. Gene Ontology annotation, biological process: translational initiation. NCBI's taxonomy places the organism in Eukaryota, Fungi, Mucoromycota, Mucoromycetes, Mucorales, Mucoraceae. The transcript is spliced from 2 exons. The record is from RefSeq and is a predicted model, not a curated record. Gene Ontology annotation, cellular component: cytosol. Bases 58 to 975 code for a protein of 305 amino acids.